CUCACCGGCCCGCGAGCGCCAUGGGGUCGUCAGGACCGCGCCGCCACCUCGGCAGCCUCGGCCUCCUGGAGGUCCUCAUCGCCGUCCUCGCCGUGGCCCUCGCCGCGCUAUCCGCCGCAUCGACUGCCGCUGCAAACGACGACGCGGAGUGGGACGCCGUGUCCGAGUACCCGGGCGCCGAGCGGCAGGGCGCCAUCCUGCAGGCGCUGUCGCUCGGCCUCAACUUCACCAACGUGUCCAGGAACGACUGCGUCUGGAGGAAGCUGCAGGAGUCGCACGACGCGUGCCCCGGCGAGGAUGUGACCGUCCACCUCUACACCAGCACCAACGAGUCUCGUCUCGUCAACGUGUCCGAGGCCAACAGCCUGCUGGAGGGCGACUGGGACCCCCAGAAGCACACCAUCGUGCUGGUGCACGGCUACGGCGGCGCCCACGACACGCUGCCGCUGACCAUCCUCCGCGACGCCUACCUGCUGGCCGGCGGCUACAACGUGCUGGUGGUGGACUGGUCGCCGCUGGCGCGCCUGCCCUGCUACCCGGCCGCCGUGCACAACUCGGUGGUGGCGGCGCGCUGCGUGGGCGGCGUGGCCCGGCUGCUGCGCGACUCGGGCGCCCGCGGCGACGCCUGGACCUGCGUCGGCCACUCGCUGGGCGCGCACGUGUGCGGCGUCAUGGCGGACACGGUCAUGUUCCGCGUGCACAAGAUCAUCGGGCUGGACCCGGCGCGGCCGCUCAUCCGGCCGCAGAACAAGCACCGCCUGGACGCCGGGGACGCGAGCGUCGUGCACGUCAUGCACACCAACGCGGGGCACUACGGCGAGCUGGGCGCCAUCGGCACGGCCGACUUCUGCGUCAACGGCGGCCGCAGCCAGCCCUUCUGCUCCGCGGCCAAGAACCCGAACCUGUGCAGCCACCUGUCGUCCAUCUGCUUCCUGGCCGACUCCAUCGACGGCCAGUCGCCGCUGGUGGCCGAGCCGUGCGGUCGUCGCUGCCCCAGCGCGCGCCGCCAGCAGAGCGAGCACAAGCAGCGCCUGGGGCUGCCGUCCUCGCUGGGCCAGCACACCCCGGACAGUGCAUCGGGCACCUUCUGCGCGACGAGCGACGCGGAGCCCUACUGCCAGAGAGAGCCCGGCGGCCGCGGCCACCCGCGCUGCUGCCCGCCGAGGCACCAGGCCGCCACCACGACCACCACGGCGGCGCCCAGCACGGCCGCGGCCACCACGACGGACGGGGCGGACGCCGCGAAGGACGAGGCGGCCGCGACCGCAGCGCAGGUGACCGCAGGGCCGAGCACGGCCAGCACCGUGGGUAGCACCCUGGGCACAGAGGCGGCGACCGAGACCCCGGCUCCCACCACCGAGAGCAGCUUCAAAGUGGGGGCCGCGCUGCCUGCCCUGCCCACCACGACCACGACCACGACCACUACGACGGCCGCGUCGCAUGGAUUUUCCCCCGUCACAUUUCCCAUGAGAGCCGACAGGGUGACCCUCCCCGACCAGAUGAGCUCCCAAGUCGGCGACCAGAUCCCCGAGACCACCCAGCAGGUCUUCUCCCCGACGACCGUCCGCCCCCUCUCGUUCCCGACGCAGCCGCCCGCGUCGCCCGCCGACCAGGACCCCACGGUGGACGACAUCCCCGUGGUCAUGAUGCCCCCGCCGAUGCCGCUGCCAGACUGGACGCCCGUCAUGUUCGUGGACGACAAGGGGCUGCCCGAGGCAGCGAGGCCGCAGGAGCCGCUCCUCGUACCGCAGCGUCCGUCAGCGCCCGCCAGCCCGCUCCCCGCCAUGCCCUGGGACCUCCCCGGGGACGCGCAGGGCGCCUCGCUCCCGGGGUGGACGUCUCCGCAGCCGAUCACUCCGCAAAGGUGGACGCCGCCGCCCAUCAGGGUGCCGUCAGAGCCGGUGGCGGUCCCCGCGGCCCCCGCGACCCCGCCGCCGCCGCCCGCUGUCCCCAUCAGGUGGCCCACCGCCAUCCCCCCCGGAGUCCACAUUGUCAUGCCAUCGAAUGACACCUCACUGUACGAGGAGGCCGUCACCGAAGAGGGUCCCGUGAUUGCCAUCUACUCGACAAAGUCGCCUCUUGGACCACCGCCUCCAAAGAGGCCGCUGGUGGUCGUCACGGCCAACUCGGGGGCACACCCGCAGCAGCACCAGCCGCCGCCGCCUCAGCAGCAGCAACAGCUCCAGCCGCACGCUCCGCAGCAACAACCUCAUCCUCAGCACCAUCACCACCAACAGCAGCAGCAGAACGACAUAAGGGACAACCUCAUCGAGCCCUCGACCGCCUUCGCCGAGGUCACUCUGAGCCCCGCAGGCGUUUCAAACACCAUAAACAUGGAUGAGGAGAUGGCGGCCAUGACUGAGAUGAGCCCGCCGCGCCCCGAGCCCAUCCUGGUGGGCUUCCCGUCGCCGUCGCCGCCGUCCCCGGAGCCCGCCGUCCCGGAGGAGCCCGGCAUGAUCCCGGCCGCGGGGUCGCCGACGGGCGCCUGGCUGCCCAUGGUCAUGCUGCCGCCGACGCCCUUCUCGGUGGACUCGUGGGCGCUGCGCUACAAGGACCGCCUGCCCAGGCCGACGGCCGUGCGCAGGACCAGCUACAGGAAGCGGGUCUACGACUGAGGGCCGGGCGGCUCCGCUCGAGCAACGCGACGAGCAACGACUGCCAUGCUGUUACCAAAAAUUACUAUUUAUGUAAUUUAAAUAAAACUAUGUAAAUGAAAGAAAUUUAGUUUUAAGGAUCGGAGUGGUAGACUGUAGUAAAUGUUACAAAUUAAAACUGGAAAAAAAGAUGAA
Molecule: messenger RNA, 2789 nt
Organism: Frankliniella occidentalis (western flower thrips)
Lineage: Eukaryota; Metazoa; Arthropoda; Insecta; Thysanoptera; Thripidae
Exons: 9
Coding region: 21-2615 (864 amino acids)
Molecular function (GO): lipase activity
Source: RefSeq, a predicted model, not a curated record